AUGGAGAACUACCCACCAAUUGCAGGAAAAGAAAAAGGACCAGGCCCUGGUCGUUAUGGGCUUCCUCCCACUAUUGGAUUUAUUGGCCAUGACUUUACGAAACCAACAAGUCCAGCAUAUUCCUUCCAUGGUCGGAUGAGUAAUAAUAUGUACUCCGUUGACUCAAGUCCAGGGCCCAUGUAUUAUAUAAAUGCCAAAAUGACUCGUUUUGGGAAAGAUGGGACACCUGCAUACUCAAUGUUUGGCAGAAUGAAAUCCCAAAAGGAACUCCUGCAGACCCCAGGCCCAGGCACAUACAGCCCUGAAAAGGCCCCACCAUGUAACCUUCAGCGGCGGCCCGCUCGCUACACCAUGGGCUCUCGCACACUGUAUCGGACUGUGGAUGCAGUGCCUUCCCCCAAUAAGUACUGCCUGCCUCCACUUUUGGGACCCCAUGUCCCAAACAAGCCAGCCAGUGCAUGUUACACCAUGUCCGCAAGCUAUCCCUCCGGAGGACCAGCUGUGGACCUGGCAAAGACCCCAGGACCAUGUGGAUAUAAUAGCACAGAUCCAAAUGUUUACCUGCCUCGCCAGCCAGCAUUUUCAAUUCUGGGGCGUCACACUUUACCAAAGGAUCACACCAGGAAACCAGGUCCUGGGACAUACAACCCUGAAGCUGUGACAGUCCACAUGGCUCGGGCUCCUGCACACUCCUUAGGCAUGAGACACUCAGAAUUCAUCACACCACUCAUCAUACAUUUACCUGAUUGA
Molecule: messenger RNA, 750 nt
Organism: Periophthalmus magnuspinnatus
Lineage: Eukaryota; Metazoa; Chordata; Actinopteri; Gobiiformes; Gobiidae
Gene: cimap1d
Product: outer dense fiber of sperm tails 3-like 2b
Exons: 4
Coding region: 1-750 (249 amino acids)
Cellular component (GO): cytoskeleton
Source: RefSeq, a predicted model, not a curated record